GGUUAUAAUUUUCUGUAUAAGCGAAAGUUCUAGUGUUUUGUGCGGGUCACACGUGUUGCAAAUUCCUCCGAGUAAAUAGAUAAAAAAAAAAUAAUAAUCAAAUUAAAAAUAAUAACAAUAUGUCGGUUGAACAAUUAAAAGUUAAAUAUGCUCCGGUUAAAAACUGUUUUGUUUAUUUACCAACUUCAUGGACGAAAAAAUUAACAAAGGUCAGUGUAAUUAAAGUAACAAAUAAUGACGAAACGGAAAAAAAAAAUUAUUAUUUCUCUCACGGAAAUUCACAAUUUAAUUAUAACGAUAAAUUAUUUUGUAUUAAUGCGACAUUCGCGCAAUUGUUGAAUAUUAAAGAGGGAAAUAAUUUAACUGUGAAUUUAAUAAAUGAAGUACCGAUACUUACUUCUAUAAACGUACUUCCGAAAAAUAAAGAUGAUUUUGAAAUAGUGUCGCUGCGCGCCAAUAAAAUUCAAGAAUUGAUAUUGCAACAAAUAAAUAUCGUAGCUAUUAAUCAGCCAUUUGUUAUUUGGCUUUCGAAAAAUUUAAAUGUUACAUUAAUUGUUGACAGUACGACACCUCAUUAUCAUUACGGUAAAUUGCAACAAUUUACUGAAGUCCAUGUUUCAAAUUAUGUAAACAAACCUCAAUCUAUAAGUAAAUCUUCAGUGUAUGGAGCAGCCGAUAAUUUAUCAAGUGUCGGCAACAAGUCGACCGAGUUUGAAAAUUUUUUCGAAAAUUAUAAAACAAAAAACAUGUCGGCAUUGUUCCGAGUUUGCUUGUUGGAAAAUAACAAUUUUCUUCUGAACAAUGAUCAUGAUAUAUAUUGUGAUUUCAUUGUUUUCAUCAGUUUGUCACAAUCGAUAAAGUGGUUUUCGAUUGGUCAAGAAAAAUAUUUUUUUUGUACUUUUGAAAAUAUUUUCAACGAAACAAAAGAAAAUUUGUAUGCAAACAAUGAUCUAUAUGAUGACAAUGUUAAAAAAUUGGUUGUUAAAAUGAUAAUUAUUGAUUACCUUGACGAAAAUGAAAAAUUGUUUGAAACAAUCGAUCGUGAUAUUGUAUUUGUUACAAACAAUGUAGCGGAACAAUUGAAAGUACAAACGGGUAGCAAAGUUAUUUUGAAUAGAUUUUUUAUCGAACAACGCGAACAAUGUGAAACGAUUGAACUGAUACCGGUAAAGAAUGAGACAAACAAUGUAAUUAAUAAAGAAAGUUUUUUAGAUUACGUCGAACAAUUUGAACAAAGUGUUUUAAUAAAUAGUCGUUCUAAAGUAACGAUACAAAAUUUGUCUUUUUAUGUUAAAUUAACGCCAUCUUGUCUUUGUGUUUUGUUGAACAAAGAAACAAUUAAGAAUAUUAAUAUUAUUGUUAAAGACCCAAUUGACGAAGAAUCUAAAAAAAAUGAUAGUGAAAUUAAGCCUUUAAAAAAUUUAAUAAAAUUAAGAACAAUGGAAACAAUAAUUACUGAAUGCAAAACAAUUUGUUCGAUAAUACUGAAGUCUUACUCUAGUAAAAAAUUUAAAUAUGACGGACAAAAUAUACUAAUUUAUGGUGAUACCGGAACGGGUAAAACAACAUUGUGUGAAACAAUGCUCGAACAAUUGUCGAAAUCACCUUAUUAUUAUUACUGCAAAACAAUCGAUUGUAAGAAAUUAAAAAGCAAAAAAGUUGAAGUUGUUAAUAAAUUGUUGAUACAAACAAUGAACGAUUGUUUGUAUUACCAACCGGCCAUAUUGUUUCUUGAUAAUAUAGAUUGUAUUACAAACAAUCGAAUUCCGGGUAAUGAAGAAAACUCACCGGAUUCGAUAAAUGCCACAAGAAUUGCUGAUGCAUUGGUUAACAUUGUAUCAAAUUAUCAAACAAUGCAUUGUAUUAGUUUGGUUGCAACUUGUUUGAACAUCGAGCGUCUCGGUACUCAGUUGAAAACAAAACGUGGAUUGAAAUUGUUUACAAGAGUACUUAAAACAGGUGACGUAUCUAAAGAUGAGCGUUGUAAAAUAAUGAAAGCUCAAACAAUUGAAAAACGAUUGUUUCUGAGUCCUGAGAUAGUCUGGGAUUGUUUAGGCGACAAGACUGAUAGCUUUGUUUUACAAGAUUUGGUUGAUUUUGUGGAAAAGGCAUGUUAUAAUGCUUGGAAACGUAAAAUAAAUAGCAGUGGUAACAGUAAUGAUGAAAUUGUUUUGACAAAUGAUGAUUUGUUUAAUACAUUAGAAGGCUUUAAUUCAAUUGCUUCGCAUGCGUUACCAUUGUUUAGUGGUAGUGGUCAUUGUUGGUCAGACAUAGGCGGACUUAACAAUAUUAAAGAUUGUUUAGUUGAAAUACUGCAGUGGCCGUUGAUUUAUACAGAGUUGUAUGAAAAUGCCCCAAUAAAACAGCAAAGUGGAGUUUUAUUGUACGGAAUGCCAGGAACGGGUAAAACAAUGCUUGCUGGUGCUAUUGCUAAAGAAUGUGGACUUAAUUUUAUAAACAUUAAGGGCCCUGAAUUAUUGUCAAAAUAUAUUGGAGCAAGUGAAGAAGCUGUUAGAGAAAUUUUUCAAAAAGCACAGCGCGCCAAACCAUGCGUUCUAUUUUUCGAUGAAUUCGAUAGUUUAGCACCCAGACGAGGCCACGAUUCGACCGGUGUAACAGACCGUGUUGUAAAUCAAUUAUUAACACAAUUCGAUGGUGUAGAAGGAAGAGAAGGGGUCGCAAUUGUCGCUGCAUCUUCACGACCGGAUUUGUUAGAUCCUGCUUUAUUACGUCCUGGUCGAUUAGACAAAGCACUAUUGUGUCCAUUACCACAACAAGAUGAUCGUGAAGAAAUAUUAAAAGUUUUGUGUACUAAACAUAAUUUAAAUCCAGAUGAUUUUGAUUUAAAAUUAUUGGCUAAAAUGUCUAUUAAUUUUACCGGAGCUGAUUUAAAUGCUGUUUUUAUCCAAGCACGAAUGAAUGCAAUUGACAAUAAUUAUUUUAAAAUUAGUAAAAAUAAGAAUGAAAAUAAUAUUAAAAUAUCGCAAGAGUGUCUUAUAAAAUCCCUCGACUCUACUCAGCCUUCUUUAACGGAAAAAGAAAUUAUCAAGUUUAAUUUUAUAUACAAAAAAUUUUCAAAUGGCGGUAAUUUUAGCGAAGAAUUAUUAAAAAACCAAAAACUAACACUAGCUUAAUAAACAAAAUUUAAAUAUUAAUUUGGGUGUAAUAAAAUUCAUUAUUUACCUCAAUUUUUUGAAAA
Messenger RNA from Microplitis mediator, 3199 nucleotides. RefSeq names its product peroxisomal ATPase PEX1 (gene Pex1). The transcript has 7 exons. Gene Ontology annotation, molecular function: ATP hydrolysis activity; ATP binding. Gene Ontology annotation, cellular component: peroxisome; cytosol; peroxisomal membrane. The record is from RefSeq and is a predicted model, not a curated record. NCBI's taxonomy places the organism in Eukaryota, Metazoa, Arthropoda, Insecta, Hymenoptera, Braconidae. Gene Ontology annotation, biological process: protein import into peroxisome matrix. Bases 120 to 3134 code for a protein of 1004 amino acids.